Messenger RNA from Candidozyma duobushaemuli, 729 nucleotides. RefSeq names its product proteasome regulatory particle lid subunit. The record is from RefSeq and is a predicted model, not a curated record. Gene Ontology annotation, cellular component: proteasome regulatory particle; proteasome regulatory particle, lid subcomplex; nucleus. The coding region runs from base 1 to 729 and encodes 242 amino acids. NCBI's taxonomy places the organism in Eukaryota, Fungi, Ascomycota, Pichiomycetes, Serinales, Metschnikowiaceae. The transcript is spliced from 2 exons. Gene Ontology annotation, biological process: proteasome-mediated ubiquitin-dependent protein catabolic process.
AUGGCCCUUUCCAAACUCGCUGGUGAGUUGUAUCAAUUAUACGACCAUGACAAAUACUCUGAGUGCCAGCGCCUCCUUCCUCCACUCAAAAUGGAAUUGAUCAAGCACAACUUGCUUGUUCCGGUGCCCUCCAAUUCGCAAACGAAGGACCAGCUCAACGAUUUGAAGAUCUCUGAGAGAAUUCUUGAAAUUGGCGCUUUGCUGUCUUUGUUGACUCACGACUACGCUGGCUUUGAGAACUUCUUCGCCUCCUUGCGUCCUUUCUACACAUCUUCCAAGUUGCACGGCAAAUUAGAAACCAACACCGACGCAACCAAGAUUAUUGCAUUGUACUUGUUAUACUUGCUUUCUCAGGGCCUUAUAAGCAAGUUCCACGUGGAGUUAGAAACCAUUUACAACAGCCCCUCAUACAAUGUCGAGAAGGACAAAUACUUGAACUACCCAAUCGACUUAGAAAGAAACUUGAUGGAAGGUAACUAUAUCAAGAUCUGGAAGUUGCUCCAGAACGAGUCUUCAUUGCCUUCAAAGGAGUUUCACCUAUUUACGCAAACCUUGAUCAACACGUUGAGAUUUGAGAUUGCUAAGUCGAUCGAGAAGACCAACGACUCCAUUCCCGUCUCAAACUGCAGAACUUUGUUGUACUUCCCACAAGAGCAGUCCGACAAGGCGUUUGAGGAAGCUUUGAAGCAGGAUCUCGAGGUUGAAGACUGGGAGUUCAAGAACGGUUAA